UUCCCAGACGCGCCCAGCUGCGGGGGCGAGCUGCGGGCUUUGUCGGGGCUGGGCUGCCGGUGGUGCCCGGGACGCGCGCUGGGCAGUCGGAGGCUCCCCCCCACCCCCGCUUGGCACAGCGGGCAGCACCACCCAUCGCCAUGGGCGGCUCGGCCUCCAGCCAGCUGGACGAGGGCAAGUGCGCCUACAUCCGAGGAAAAACUGAAGCUGCCAUCAAGAACUUCAGUCCCUACUAUAAUCGCCAGUAUUCGGUGGCUUUCUGUAAUCAUGUGCGCAGUGAGGUAGAACAGCACAGAGAUUUCACAUCACAAUUGUUGAAGACCAAGCCACCAUCGGAAUCUGGGACUGUUUUGUAUGAAGCAGAGCUCAUGCAAUUUGUGGAAGACAUAAGGAAAUGGAAGGACAGAUACAUUGUGGUUAAAAAUGAUUUUGCCGUGGAAAGCUAUGAGAACAAAGAGGCCUAUCAGAGAGGAGCUGCUCCUAAAAGCCGAAUUCUUCCUGCUGGUGGCAGGGUGUUAACCUCAGAAGAUGAAUACAACCUGUUAUCUGAUAGGCAUUUCCCAGACCCCCUUGCCUCCAGUGAGAAGGAAAAUGCUCAGCCCUUUGUGGUCCUGCCCAAGGCGUUCCCAGUGUACCUGUGGCAGCCCUUCUUCAGACACAGCUACUUCUGUUUCCAGGAGGCUGCAGAACAGAAGAAGUUCAGUGCACUCCUGAGCGACUGCAUCAGACACCUGAAUCAUGAUUACACGAAGCAGAUGACAUUUGAAGCCCAGGCCUUUCUAGAAGCGGUGCAAUUCUUCCGGCAGGAGAAGGGGCACUACGGCUCGUGGGACAUGAUUAUGGGGGGUGAGAUCCAGGUCCUCAGUAACCUGGUGAUGGAGGAACUUCUGCCAACGCUCCAGACAGAUCUGCUACCAAAGAUGAAGGGGAAGAAGAAUGACAGGAAGAGAGCCUGGUUCGGGCUCCUGGAAGAGGCCUACAACCUGGUUCAGCACCAAGUUUCAGAAGGACUAAGUGCCUUGAAGGAAGAGUGCAGAGCUCUGACCAAGGGCCUGGAAGGAACCAUCCGCUCAGACAUGGAUCAGAUUGUUAACUCAAAGAACUUCCUAACUGGAAAGAUCAAAGCCAUGGUGGCCCAGCCAGCAGAGAAGAGCUGUGGGGAGAGUGUGCAGCCUUUCCUGGCAUCCAUCCUGGAGGAGCUGAUGGGGCCGGUGAGCUCAGGGUUCAGUGAAGUUCGUGCGCUCUUUGAAAAAGAAGUGGAUGGACUCAGCCUCAGCUUUCACUCCACCAGAGACACCUUGCUGCUGGGGAAGCAUCUGAACCAGCUUGUGAAUCUGCCACUGGAUUCUGUGAAGAUGGAGCCUUGCUAUACUAAAGUCAACCUGCUUCAAGAGCGCCUACAGGACCUCAAGAGUCGCUUCCGCUUCCCACACGUGGAUCUGGUGGUCCAAAGGACACAGAACUACAUGCAAGAGCUGAUGGAGAACGCAGUGUUCACUUUUGAGCAGUUGCUGGCCCCACAUCUCCAAGGAGAGGAAUCUACAAUAGCAGCUGCCAUUGAGAAGGUCAAGCUCCGAGUCUUAAAGCAAUAUGAUUAUGACAGCAGCACCAUCAGGAAGAAGAUCUUUCAGGAGGCCUUGGUUCAAAUCACACUCCCCACUGUGCAGAAGGCGCUGGCAUCCACAUGCAAACCAGAGCUUCAGAAAUAUGAGCAGUUUAUCUUCUCAGAUCACACUCAUAUGAUCCAUGUUGAGAAUGUCUAUGAGGAGAUUCUGCAUCAGACUCUUCUUGAUGAAACUCUGAAAGUGAUCAAGGAAGCUGCAAUCUUGAAGAAGCACAAUUUAUUUGAAGACAACAUGGCCUUGCCCAGUGAAAGUGUGUCCAGCUUGACAGAUCUAAAAAGCCCCACAGGAACAAACCUGGACAGCCUUGCCACAACCACAUCUGCUUCUUUGUCAGAACCUCCAGAUAAUGAGACCCCAAGUAAAGAAGUGUUCUGGGAGCCAGAGGAAAAGAAGCAGCCUGAGCUCCCUAGUUCAUCAGCUGAAGGAGAAAGUCCUUCUUUCUCUGGACCCAGCUCUCCUCCUGGUGGGGAUGGGCAGGUGAUUCUGUCAAGCCAAGAUGACUCUGCUGUGAUUCCUGCAGCUGUACAGAACAUCCGGGAACCUCUCAGUGCACAAGUACCUGAGCUGGAAUUGGGGGAGACCCCUAAGAAUGAAGCGCCUACCCAUGAAAAGCCAGAACCCAUGGCUGCCUCAGGAUCCUUGCAGGAGCUCAGAGAGCUGCCGGUAUCUGUGGCAGUGCCUGUAGAGCCUGCCCCAGUGACUAGAAAAGACACAAGUGAAGGGACACUUGUGCACCAAGAAAAUGAAAAGGAAGAAGGAAAAGCCCAAUGCUAUCCAGAAGUCAGCCAGGCUGCUGUUAUCCAGCAGGACAACUGUGAAGAGAACACCAUGGAAGAGAAGGAGGCCCAUCCUCCAGCUCCAGAGGCAGAGGCCCCUGAGGUGGAUCUGGGGACAAUUUCACAGGCCAGCAUCCCUGCCUGUCCACUUGCUGAAGGGCAUCCUGAGAGCUCAGACCUCCUGGAUCCCAUAGAGGAGCCAUCUGGGGCCACCCAGCCCACUGAGAGGGAGCUGGAAACCAGGGAGGCUGGAGGUGAGGCUGUUUGCAAUGCAGAGGAUGGUACUGGGCCACAGGAAGUUGGUACUUUAAGUUCUGACCCUAUUUGCAGCCCCAGGGAGAGCCAGGUUUUAGAAGAACCAAAAGUGCUAGAAGGGAACAGUGAUGUGACCCCAGCUGUAGCCAGUGAGGAUACACAAGAGUUUAAGGCUGUCCAUGUCUAUGAGUGCCAGUGGGUGGUUGAGAAUUCUCCAGACACAGGAGGGCUGGCUGCACAGGAAGGUGAUAUGAUGGGCAGCAAAGUGUGCCAGGAAGGCUCUCCAGGGCUGCCCUCAGAGGAGUAAGAGCCACAAGUUGGCAAUCAUCUUUCUUUGAACAAGGUCAAUCAAGGGAUUAUGGUUAUGGGUAUGCAUAAAGGUUGCAUGUGAUUUGCUAUGAAAACUAUUACAAAAUUUAAUUUGAAUAAUGGAGCCAGUAGAAAUACUCAUGGGACAUGAGCACUGAGGCAGACCUUUCUGGAAUAAAUUGCUUCACCAUGAAUUAUUACUUUAGCAUUUUAAUAGGAAUUAUAGAGGCACUAGAGCAUUUGGAGUAAGAGUUAGGGGAAAGGGGUUGCAAAGAGGGAGAAAGAAAGAGAGGGAGGCCAGUACUGCAGUAAACCAAGAGCACAGUUCUCAAUAUUCCCUACACAUUUCAGUGGUGCACUUUUCUAUUGCUUUAAAGCUUUUAAAUUUUGAAUCAGACUAGAAAUGCACACUCAUACAAAUGCAUACUCUUAAGCCCAGCCCCACCAUUCCUCAGCCUUGCCUUCUCUUAAGGACUCAAAAUACAGACUCCACAAUCAGGCUGCAAUAAAGCAAAGGUCAUGAAUGCUAA
Perognathus longimembris pacificus (Pacific pocket mouse) is the source of this 3495-nucleotide messenger RNA. It is a transcript of the gene Niban1, whose product is annotated as niban apoptosis regulator 1. NCBI's taxonomy places the organism in Eukaryota, Metazoa, Chordata, Mammalia, Rodentia, Heteromyidae. The transcript is spliced from 14 exons. The record is from RefSeq and is a predicted model, not a curated record. Bases 141 to 2963 code for a protein of 940 amino acids.